AGUUAUAGUAUACAGUUCUUAAACUCUUACUGUUGGCUAUUCUCUAACAAUACAGUUCAUCAAUAUGACAGCACCACCAGUAACGUAUACCUUCGGCGAGAAUGCAAGUUCUAUCGUUUGGUCAACACCAAAUAUUAAAUCUACAGGAUAUUCUGCAGUAGACACGUUGCAAUUAGCAAACAGAGUUAUCUUAACCGUUCUGUUAGUUUUUAUUAUGUUAGCCGUAGGAUCUGUAGUUACUUUGAACGACUUCAAAGUGACAUUGAAAAGGCCUACAGGGAUAGCUAUCGGAUUCGUAUGCCAGUUUGGAAUCAUGCCACUUGUUGCAUUUUCUCUGGCACAUAUUCUCAAAGUUGAUGCAGCACAUGCUUUAGGAAUGCUGAUUAUUGGUUGCAGUCCAGGUGGUGUGACGUCACAGAUAUAUACUUUCUGGAGUAAAGGUGAUAUUUGCUUAAGUAUCUGCAUGACGACGGUAUCUACACUGUCAGCUAUGGGCAUGAUGCCUCUGUGUCUAUGGAUAUACGGCAGAAGCUGGACAGAUGAAUCCGUAGUCAUCCCCUAUACCAACAUCACCAUUUCUAUGGUUCUCAUCCUAGUUCCUGUUAUCAUUGGAAUGAUUAUCCGACACUACAAAGAAGAGUGGGCGAGACGCAUAACACUGGUGGGAAGCUUCACAGCUAUUCUUGCUCUCUCAAUCAGCAUGGUCCUCGGAGGUUUAUCUAACCCCAGUAUGUUCAAAGUACCAUGGACUGUGUGGUUUGCGGCCUCUGUAAUGUCACCAAUUGCGUUCCUCUUAGGCUACAUCAUUGCGUACCUGUUACGUCAGUCGCAAAAGAAAUGCCGGACUAUUGCUUUUGAAACCGGUUGCCAGAAUGCUGCACUAGCCUUGACCAUUAUUGCCAUCUCUUUCGCAGGUAGUGAAGAUUAUUUUGACCUAAUGGCAUUUCCAUCUUUGUUUGGUACAUUUUUGAUAAUUGAUUCAUGUGUCACUGUACUGAUAUUAAAAUUGAUCGGCCGAAAAAGAAAGGAGUCGGGAGUGACGGCGGAGAAUUCGUUGAGACAGACGUCGUCAGUUGGAAAAAUUCCGGUCAAAGAAUAACAAUUUACAAGGUCGUGGCUGGCACUCCUUCACUUCCUCUAUAUCCAAUAACAAAAAUUGUAGUGUAGACUGUUAGCUUCAAGUAUAGCAUAGUAAAAUAUUUUUAAUAAAGUAUAAUUAAGGAGUAUCUAAAAUUCCUCGAAUGGUUGGACAGUCACCUGAGUGUCUUAUAUCCAUGUUGUUUUCUAGAGAUUUUUUUUUUGCCGUGUAGUGCAACUCGAAAGCGCACUAAGACAAGAGAGGACCUUGCACGAGAACGAAGAUUAUUUUUAAUUUGAAUGAUAAUGGUACAGUAUUAUGUUGUAAAUAGGAUUAUCUGAGGUGGAUAUCUUGGGCAGUGAUAUGGUUGUAAUGGUUUUUGUAUCUUUUUAUGGCUUUUGAUUUAUUUUAAUCAUUUUAGUCUCUUUUUAAUCAUUUUGUAUGCUGCUGCAUUAUUUAAUAUUGUAUUAAAUUGUUUUUAAUAUAAUAGAUGUCAUUCUGAAAUGAAUCCAUACUAUUGUGUUUCACAUGGUUUUGUUCUCGUAUCCAUUCUCUUUCGUAUGUAAAUGACACGGCACUGUAAUCGCCAUUUAAACCAAACACUGUAAGAAUGACAUCAGUCAAAUUAGUUACUAUGUUUCAAGAAUGAACCAAAGAGCAUGCAGCAGUCGAAUGGAACCAGGGACCAAAGAUUUGAAGAUAUCCUCGGCACCCCAUAAUUGGAUGUAUAUGAUUAUUGUAAACAGUCACCAGUUUUAUCAAUUUUAAAUGAAAGUCGUAGAAUGGGGCGUCAAGGAAAAUUUAUUAUAAUGCUAUAGAGGAUAUUUCCAUGGUUAUGCAGUAGCUAAUCGCAAAAUAUAGCGGUUAAUUUACCGUAUUUAGAUAAAUGACUCAUAAUUAUAGCUAUGUAAAAUCCAAUUGAUUUUUGUUUUCGUUGUAUUAAACAUUGUUUCACAAAAAUUGCAAAAUUAGCUAAAACUAAUCAAUUUGUAUGUCGAGUUAUUGAAAUCAACUAAAAUCCAUUUCUUUGUAAAAUUUUCUUGAUAAUUUUCCUUUAACAUGUUUGCAGUAAUUAAAACAAAAAUAUGCAAAUAAUCUUUAAAAUGGCAUAAAGGUGUGAAUGGUUAGUCUGAAUUUAUAUAGCAUCACUUUACUGAAUUAGAUAACAAUAUUUUAAUUUACUUGCUUUGACUAGAUGGAUGUUUUGCUGUAAACAUAUUCUAAACUUAAAUUCAGCAUAAAAACAAAUGGUAUAAUAGGCUAACUAGCAUGUAGUACGGUAGCUUAGGACCAUAUUUUGACUGAAUGUGGUCGUUACAAAAGCACCAUUAUUUUUUUAUUUUUUUUUGUACAUGCUUCUUAAGGUCAUAACAUACAAUUUUUGGUAUUUUUGGUAGGAACCACUUUCUCCGAGGUCAUUAUGGCGGCCAUCUUGGAUUUCAAAAUAGCCGCCUUAUAAAACCUAUGUUUAUCUAUAUCUCCACUUCUAAACCACUUGGAAUUAUAAUUUAAAGGUCGAAAAAUAUGUUUAUAUGGUAAAGCAAUACUAUCAUACUAUUUUUUACCAAGUUAGAUUGUCACAAAUAGGUCAUUUAAGGUCAUCCAUGGUCAUUUCAGGUCAAAUGUUGUAUGGUAUCUUAAAAAUAACGUAACUGUCAUGUUUUAGAAUAGAAUCAUACCCAGGCUCUCAGAAUUCAUUUUUAACUAGGAAUGCAGUAUUUCAUAUGAUGUCAUUCUGGCGGCCAUCUUGGUUUUUAAAAUGGCUGAAAUGCAAAACCUCUAUUUAUCAAUAUAUCAGCUUUUAAACAACUUCAACUACUUAGAAUUCUGAUGUCUAAAAUUAUAUUUCCAUGGCCAAGAAUUUAUAUCAUUUGUGACAUAAUCAGAUGGUCAUUAAGGUAAUAAGUAGGUCAGUUAAGGUCAAUAAGUGUCAUUUUAUGUUAAAUACUGUAGGAUAUCUUAAUAAUUCGCUAGUGGUCGUGUUUUACAGCAAAAUCAUAUUUUAAGCUCGCAGAAUUCAAUUUCUGAUAGGAACUAUUUUAUCAGAGGACAUUAUGACCAUUUAAGGUCAUUUGAUUUCAUAUUAGUCAAGGUUAUUAGUAGCCAUAUUGAAUUUCAAGAUGACCACCAUGUAAAACACAUAUUUACAUUUUUCAUUCUUAUAAAUAUGUUUACUGUAUAUAGUCAAAUACCGUAAAACCUCAAAUUGAAGCCCUGGGCUUCUUCUUUUCUUUGCGAACUUUGGAUGGGCUUCUUCUUUUCUUUGCGAACUUUGGAUGGGCUUCUUUUCGUGAUGGGCUACUUUUCGGGAUUACUUUUGCAAAGUAAAGAGAUGGGGGGGGGGGCUUCCUUUCAAAAUGAAUGCUGUAAACUUUGUGAAUUUGUACUAUAAAACAAUAA
Messenger RNA from Anneissia japonica, 3478 nucleotides. Its product is annotated as ileal sodium/bile acid cotransporter-like. The transcript has 3 exons. Gene Ontology annotation, cellular component: membrane. Lineage: Eukaryota; Metazoa; Echinodermata; Crinoidea; Comatulida; Comatulidae. The record is from RefSeq and is a predicted model, not a curated record. Bases 65 to 1099 code for a protein of 344 amino acids. Gene Ontology annotation, biological process: bile acid and bile salt transport. Gene Ontology annotation, molecular function: bile acid:sodium symporter activity.